Molecule: messenger RNA, 951 nt
Organism: Komagataella phaffii GS115
Lineage: Eukaryota; Fungi; Ascomycota; Pichiomycetes; Pichiales; Pichiaceae
Product: G-protein beta subunit and guanine nucleotide dissociation inhibitor for Gpa2p
Exons: 3
Coding region: 1-951 (316 amino acids)
Biological process (GO): rescue of stalled cytosolic ribosome; positive regulation of protein phosphorylation
Cellular component (GO): nucleus; cytosol
Molecular function (GO): protein kinase C binding; translation regulator activity; ribosome binding
Source: RefSeq, a predicted model, not a curated record
AUGGCUGACAACAGAGAAGUUCUUGUUUUGAGAGGUACCUUGGAAGGACACAGUGGAUGGGUCACUUCCUUGGCAACUUGCCCUACUAACCCAGAUAUCUUACUGUCUGGAUCCAGAGAUAAGACCCUGAUUGUCUGGCAAUUGAACGGAGAUGACCAAGCUUAUGGUGUGCCAAAAAAGGCUUUAAAGGGACACUCUCACAUUGUUUCUGACUGUAAACUUUCAUUGGACAGUGAAUUUGCCCUAUCUUCCUCCUGGGACAAGACUGUUCGUUUGUGGAACCUAAAGACCGGAGAGAUCAUCAAAUACGCCGGUCACACUUCCGAUGUUUUGUCUGUGGACCUGUCUCAAAACCUUAGAGUUAUUGCCUCUGCUUCUAGAGAUAAGACUAUUAAACUUUGGAACAUUGUUGGUGAAGAGGUUGCCACUUUGGAGGGUCACACCGACUGGGUUACUUCUGUCAGAUUUGUUCCUGGAUCAGCUUCUGACAUUAUUUCUGCUUCAUCUGACAAGUUGGUUAAGUCCUGGGAUUUGAACGAAAUGAAAUUGACCGCAGACUUUGUUGGUCACACUGGUUACGUUACGGCAAUUACCGUUUCUCCCGAUGGAUCCCUCUGUGCUUCUGCUGGAAAGGAUGGUUCCAUCAUACUUUGGGAUUUCUCUGUUAAGAAAGUCUUGUACACUUUGGAUGCAAAAGAAGAAGUUCAUGCUGUUGCUUUCUCACCUAACAGAUUUUGGUUGUGCGCUGCUACUUCCAAGUCUAUUAAAAUUUUCCACUUGGAGAAGCGUAAGCCAAUGGAUGAGCUGAAACCUGAAUUUGUUUCCACUUCCACUAAGGCUAGAGACCCACACUGUAUUUCCUUAGCUUGGUCUGCUGAUGGUCAGAACUUGUUUUCCGGUUAUACCGACAACGUUAUCCGUGUCUGGCAAGUUAUGACUUCAAGUUCGUAA